CAUCCGACUCUAUUCAUGACUACCUCCACUCUACAGAUGGACGCCUGCUCGAGUUGUCGCUGCUCAGGCGGCAGUAUGGGUUGCUCAGGUAGGGGCUGUGGAGUUUCCUGUUCCAACCCCGUGUACAUCGAGGGACGGUGCUGCCCUGUUUGCCCCGAGAACAGCUGUGAGCACGCUGACGGCUUCAUCCUGGUGGGCGAAAAUUACAAGGUGGAUAACUGCAUGACGUGCACCUGCCCGGCCGCGGGAGCAGAGCCCGCGUGCUUCACCCCGGGCUGCUAUCUUCCGCCCGAAUGCGACUCACCGGCACAGAUCGCAGGACAGUGCUGCCCUGUCUGUGAAGCUCCGGUGGGUUGUCCUUACAACGGUAUGGUCAUUCCCCUGAACAACAGUUUCAAGCCGGACGCAUGCACGAAAUGCACCUGCUAUGAAGCCGAUGAGCCGCCUGUAUGCCUGCCGGUUUUCUGUCCAUCCCUAGCCUGCCCCAACAAGAUAAACAUCGCCGGGGAGUGCUGCCCUAUCUGCCCUAACAUGUAGAAAAAGGUAAACCGCCCUGAGUGGAGACAACUUGCUGCCCUAUGUACGUGCCACAAUGCACGGGAGGACCUAAGUCCAUAUAUUAAACUUAGUACAGGUAAAAGGUAAAUCAGCGAUUGCUGGAAGCAAGGCAGCCUUACGGGAAUGAGAGGAGCGGAUCGUCUUCCGGUGUGUUCCCAAAUAAAGUUUGGUCUCCAU
Messenger RNA from Branchiostoma belcheri (Belcher's lancelet), 735 nucleotides. Its product is annotated as cysteine-rich motor neuron 1 protein-like. Bases 16 to 537 code for a protein of 173 amino acids. The transcript is spliced from 5 exons. Lineage: Eukaryota; Metazoa; Chordata; Leptocardii; Amphioxiformes; Branchiostomatidae. The record is from RefSeq and is a predicted model, not a curated record. Gene Ontology annotation, molecular function: protein binding.